AUGUUCGCUCUGAGGGGUUUCGUUGCUUUCAUCCUCUGCGUCUUUCUCCUUGUUGUAAACUCAGGUCAUGGAUCUGAGAUCAUCAAUGGGAAAGAAGUGCAGCCCCACUCACUGCCUUACAUGGCUCUGUUGGAGACAACCCAACCAAUGUGUGGAGGGAUUUUAAUUGAUCUGAAAUGGGUUCUGACUGCUGCACACUGCAACAAUUGGCCCAUCAAGACUGUGCACCUGGGGGUGCACUCCAUUAAGGGAAAAGAAAAUGAAAAAAAUACCAGGCAGGUCGCAAAGGUGAAGAAACUGGUUCCUCAUCCCUGCUUUAGCAAGGACGAAAAGGUCAACGACCUCAUGUUGAUCCAGCUUGAUAAACCAGUAAAGCAAACUAAGUGGGUCAAAGUUCUCAAGCUGAAUGAUGCCAUCAAAGAACCGGCAGCUGGAUCCGUCUGUCUGGUGGCUGGAUGGGGAAAAACAAACAACUUGAACAAAAAAAUGUCMGACGUCCUGAUGUCUGUCAACGUGACCGUGAUCGACAGACAAAAGUGCAACUCUCCUCAGUAUUAUAACCUGAACCCUGUUAUCACGAAGAGCAUGAUSUGUGCUGGUUCUGAUGGUAACAAUGUUGCAGACACCUGCACGGGGGAUUCAGGAGGACCAAUCUUAUGUAAUGGAGUUCUGGUUGGAGUCACUUCUUUUGGAUUCAGGUGUGGAAUAAAGAACAAGCCUGGGGUGUACGCUUUUUUCACACAUAACCAGCUUAACUGGAUCAAGAUGGCAAUGAAGAAGCGUGAAAUAUAGUCAGCUGUUUUGUUGUUUUUUAAGCUGUUUAACAUUCUUAGCUGUUCUUGUUGUGGUGUUGCGUUUAUCUAACCUUCACUUGAAAACAUAUGAAACAUAUGAACAUAUGAAAACAUGUAAAUCCA
Messenger RNA from Austrofundulus limnaeus, 917 nucleotides. RefSeq names its product granzyme A-like. The transcript has 5 exons. The coding region runs from base 1 to 792 and encodes 263 amino acids. Gene Ontology annotation, biological process: proteolysis. NCBI's taxonomy places the organism in Eukaryota, Metazoa, Chordata, Actinopteri, Cyprinodontiformes, Rivulidae. Gene Ontology annotation, molecular function: serine-type endopeptidase activity. The record is from RefSeq and is a predicted model, not a curated record.